Molecule: messenger RNA, 2261 nt
Organism: Myxocyprinus asiaticus (Chinese sucker)
Lineage: Eukaryota; Metazoa; Chordata; Actinopteri; Cypriniformes; Catostomidae
Exons: 2
Coding region: 1-798 (265 amino acids)
Source: RefSeq, a predicted model, not a curated record
AUGUUCCGGUGCAGCUCUGAUAACAUCAACGUGUUUACGGAAGCAGUCGUGGGACUGAUUGGGAAACUGGUAGAUGAUACAGUCUGCAAAACCACCAUCAGGAUGUUUCCCAACCAGAAGCCGUGGGUGGAUAAAUCCAUCCGCGACACUCUGUCAUCCCGCACCGCCGCGUAUAAAGUGGGGCUCGCCACCGGGAACAUGGACAAUUACAAAAUCGCAUCUUACAACACACGCAGAGCGGUGAGGGAGGCAAAGCGGCGCUAUGGGAAGAAAUUAGAGUCACAGUUACAACAGGGUGGCUCUAGAAGCCUGUGGCAGGGACUGAGAACGAUAACGGACUAUAAAACACCAUCCCGCAAAAUCUCGAACGUCGAUGCUUCUCUCGCAGACGAGUUGAACACUUUUUACGCUCGCUUCGAGGCUGCAGUUUACUGCACUAACGGUGCUGACAGCGGCAAUAGUGAUAACGGCUGCUUGUAUGUGGAAAGCAUUAACGCUGGAAACGCGUUCACCAUCACAGAGUGCGACGUGAGAAAGGCUUUCCGGAGAGUGAACAUCAGGAAGGCAGCAGGACCAGAUGGAAUAUCAGGUCGGGUCCUCAGAGCCUGCGCUGACCAGCUAGCACCGGUGUUCACAGAGAUAUUCAAACUUUCCCUGGAACAGUCAGUAAUUCCAACCUGCUUUAAACAGUCCGUCAUUGUUCCUGUCCCGAAGAAACCCCAACCUUCCUGCCUUAAUGACUAUCGUCCUGUAGCACUGACCUCAAUUGUGAUGAAGUGCUUUGAAAGACUGGUCUGAGACUUCAUCACCUCCUCACUACCUGACACCCUGGAUCCCUUACAGUUCGUUUACCAUCCAAAUCGCUCAACAGAUGAUGCCAUCACACAUCUCCUCCACACAGUCCUAGAUCAUCUGGACAAGAGGAAGAGAAAUUAUGUUAAAAUGCUGUUUGUUGAUUACAGUUCAGCUUUUAAUACAAUAAUUCCCUCUAAACUCACCACCAAGUUGGAGGACCUAGGAUUUAGCCCAUCUCUGCGUCAGUGGAUCUCCAACUUCCUGACUGACAGGCCACAAACAGUAAGGGUGGGCAGACAUGACUCUUCUCUUUGUUGUGGUCAGGGAAACGCUUCCGCUCCCUGAUGGCCAAAACAGAGAGAAUGAGAAAGAGCUUCUUUCCACAGGCCAUCCGUGUCCUGAACCAAGGACAACACCAGGACUAGGUUCACUAUUCAACACCACACACUUGAACUCUACAUUAUCAUAUUAUUAUAUAUCAUUAUUAUACAUCUACAACAUCAACUCUAUAACAUUAGCCUGUUGCAGCAUUUUACAUUGCACAUGUACAUAUUGCCAGUCAACUGUUGCGGCUACCACCUCUACAUCUGUCAUUAUGCACUAUUUCAUAUUCAUAUGCAUACUUUGUACAUACAGUAUAUUUCUUCUUUCUCCUAUUUUAUUGUGUAUUUUAUUGUGUUUUUCAGUUGUGUUUUUUUACUUCUAUUUCUACUCCUUAUUUAUAUAUAUAUAUAUAUAUAUAUAUAUAUAAUUUUAUCGUAAACUGUAAAACUGUGGGGAGAAAAGUCGUACCAAGAAUUUCACUACAUGUUGUACUGUGUAUGGUUAUGUAUGUGACCUAUAAAACUUGAAACAGAAUUAAUUAUUUUCACACUAAAAUUUCAUGAGACACAACUGGCUGUCAAAAACAUAUGAGCUACACAUAUGAGCUACACAUAACACAUAAGAUACGCAUAAGUUACAUAUAGGUUACACAUGCAUUUUCUCAGACAUUUAUUGAGUCUAAAUAGAUGCACAACUUACAUCAUACACCCAAAUGGCAAUAGUCAUAUCAUACUUUUCAUGUGUUGUAUGUAGCGUGUGGCAUGUGUGAUGGCACCUGGGGCGGUAUGAACUAUUACUAUUCCAUGACCUCCCGCUAGGGCUGUCUAAUUCUUUUACUUUUCAGCACACCUCAAAUGGAAACACCAGCUGGUGCACCGAGCCAGCAAGACUUGGGCCAAUCAGAAGAUAACCAGGGUUUUAUCCGGAUGAACAGUGAAAUAAAUGACUUCAUCACUCAGCUUUAUCUCGAUUGGACAUCAAGUUUAACUCUCAGGUAAGUAUUUUUUCUCUUUUUCUAGAGCUUUAGUUUAAGAUUAAACUAAUCUUUUCUAUUUUUCAGACUUUUGCUGCUAUAAAUUCCUAACAGUGCAGUUGAUCGGCAUCUCGUUGCUCUUCGCUUCAUCGUCUGUUCAGUGGCUACA